AUGUCCUAUGUAGGACCGCUAGCUAAGGAUGGUUUGUACUCUAAUUCGGUUCUUAAACAGCUACAGAUUAAGAAAAUUAGUUGGUUAUGCAAUGUACGUAAUUUUAUAAGUAGGGUACGGUUCGGUACGGUAUUACGGGAAAAAGGAGCAUCCAGAGGUUGUAUGAUAAUCAAGAGUAUCGAUUCUGGACCAAGAAAACGGACACUGACAUUCCUAUCAGACAGAGCUAUUAGUCAUAAAAUGAGUGACAGUGUACCCGGAAAACAAAGUUUUGAAUAUGAGGUGGAGAAAAAAACUGAAAAAAGUCGUAACUGUGAGCCCUGCGAAGAGGGCGGUGACGUCUUUACUGCUUUCGGAUUCUGUGUGGACUGCCAAAAUUACUUGUGUGAAUCGUGCUUUAAAUGUCACUGUAUUCCCAAACCUAUGAAAAAGCAUAGACUACUGAAUACCGUGGAAAUGCCAAGAAAGAAAGUAUCUGAAGAUUUAUCAGAAAUCUGUAAGAAGCAUGAGGGAGAAACCAUCAGGUAUUACUGCAAAAACCAUGAUGUAGUUGGCUGUAACUCGUGCAUGUUACUAGAACAUAAACCAUGCCAAGAAAUAUGUGGCCUCAAUGAAAUGGCACAAGAUGUUGAAACUUCGCAAUCCGUACAUAGAUUUAUGCAACAAUCUGGACAGAAUUAA
This is a messenger RNA of Mercenaria mercenaria, 681 nucleotides long. RefSeq names its product tripartite motif-containing protein 66-like. Bases 1 to 681 code for a protein of 226 amino acids. Gene Ontology annotation, molecular function: ubiquitin-protein transferase activity; zinc ion binding. Lineage: Eukaryota; Metazoa; Mollusca; Bivalvia; Venerida; Veneridae. The transcript is spliced from 2 exons. Gene Ontology annotation, biological process: positive regulation of DNA-templated transcription. Gene Ontology annotation, cellular component: chromatin; nucleoplasm. The record is from RefSeq and is a predicted model, not a curated record.